Molecule: messenger RNA, 4308 nt
Organism: Topomyia yanbarensis
Lineage: Eukaryota; Metazoa; Arthropoda; Insecta; Diptera; Culicidae
Product: sodium-dependent serotonin transporter
Exons: 9
Coding region: 988-3009 (673 amino acids)
Biological process (GO): serotonin uptake; sodium ion transmembrane transport
Cellular component (GO): membrane; neuron projection
Molecular function (GO): serotonin binding; serotonin:sodium:chloride symporter activity
Source: RefSeq, a predicted model, not a curated record
CAAAUUUCAGUCAGUCGUUAGCGUGCAGCCAAACCGUGCGGACUUGGCACUCUUUGCCUGGCGAGCGAUGUUAGCAGAGGAUCUUUUUUUAAAAACAUUUAUCAAAGGGAAACUGAUUGAUUAAAAGACACAUUCAACAGUUGUUACAUUCUUUGGUGUUUGUGAAAAUAGUUUUUUGUAGGGAAUUACUGACCUAGUGCAGUGGAUGUGUAUUAACCGGGGGUGAACAUGUGUUUGAUCGAUGAUAAUUAUGAACGCGUUACCAAACUAUUCACUAAUAACAAUUAGGUGAAUUAAGAAAGUGUUUCAGUUUUAUUUUCGACGACCCGUCGGGAGGUUAGUGUUUGUUUUUGCUGUUGACGGUUUGCUUCGAUUGGAGGCGCGCACAAUUCUUUCCAAUCGUCUUAAAUUGAGUGUUCGUUCGUUCUUAAGUGCCGCGGGUGAUUAAUAGGAAUUUGUGGGACAGGCGCCACCACGAAAACAAAAAUCCUUUCGUAUCAGCUGAGUCAUUCGCCAUCGUGCAUCCAUCGGAGGCCUGCCUAAUUGAAAAAUGUCGCAGCACCCGUUGGCCAUUCGUUCACAAUGACAGCAACAUUAUGGUCAGGCAAUAAUGAGAGCACCGGGAAUAAUAUUACACGAGAUUAGAAUCUUGAAGUGGUUUGCGGUGACCAUCUUCACCGCCACCGGGUCUGCCAUCGCGGCGCGCACAUCGCAACUGUUUGCAACGGAUCCGGGAGCUUCGGGGUAAAUUCACUGGCUGAAAAAAACUAACGGAGAAGUUUGUCACAAAACCGGGGUUUUUUAUUUUAUGGCAAUUUGUUAGUUUCUUAUACCUUCCUUCCAAAUGUAAGAAAAAGCGAAGAAUUUCAUCGCUGUAGGGGUACAGUAGAACGACGUUCGUGUUCAAAUUCAAUCACGUCAUCACCAGCAGAGUAGGCGCGAAUUGCAUGCCGACUCCGGUGCCAAUCGACCCGGUCGGUGAAGAAAAUGACGAAUGAUACGAGCACAACAACAACAACGAAAGCCAACGCCAGCUACGAUCAGAGUAACUGCAAAAAGCGAGAAUCCUGGCAUUCGAAUGGGGAUGUGACGGGCGAUGCAGGGCCCGAUCCUGGCGGGGAUGGUGACACGGAUCCGAACUCGAAUGAUCGGGCGAAGGAAACGACGGCUCUCAAUCCGAAAGGGGCUCAUCUCGGCGGAAACAAGGAACGAGCCCUGGUUGUUACGCUGACCGGUGAGAGGCGCCGGGAGACGUGGAGUCAGAAGACUGAGUUCCUGCUAGCGGUUAUCGGAUUUGCGGUAGAUUUGGGAAAUGUUUGGCGCUUCCCGUACAUAUGCUACCAGAACGGGGGCGGUGCCUUUCUCAUCCCGUACUGUAUUAUGCUACUGUUUGGUGGGCUGCCGUUGUUCUACAUGGAACUGGCCCUGGGGCAGUUUCAUCGGUGCGGUUGCCUCACGAUUUGGAAACGGAUUUGUCCUGCUUUGAAGGGUGUCGGCUACGCAAUCUGCCUGAUCGACAUUUAUAUGGGCAUGUACUAUAACACGAUUAUUGGCUGGGCGGUAUAUUAUCUAUUCGCCUCAUUUAACACCGAGCUGCCGUGGACGAAAUGCGAUAAUGUAUGGAACACGGAUGCUUGCACCCCGAUCACGGCCAUGGCAGGAUACAAUACGAGUGUGCUGAAUGGAACCACCGGAUUCAUCAAUGGGACCGUCGAACUGCUGGGCAAUAUGACAACGACGCUGGUUAGUUCUCUGGUGGGUGGUGUAGAGCUGGAGAUGGUCCGUACAAGUCCAGCGAAAGAGUUUUUCGAGCGCCAGGUUCUGGAGCAGUACAAAUCCGACGGGCUGGAUUAUAUGGGACCGGUGAAGCCUUCUCUGGCAUUGUGUGUUUUUGGAGUGUUUGUCUUGGUUUAUUUCGCUCUUUGGAAAGGAGUUAAGAGUGCCGGGAAGGCGGUGUGGGUGACGGCACUGGCCCCAUAUGUGGUUUUAUUGAUCCUGUUGGCCCGCGGCGUGACACUACCUGGAGCAGCGGAAGGGAUUCGUUACUACCUGACUCCCGAGUGGCAUAAGCUAAAGAAUUCGAAGGUAUGGAUCGACGCCGCCUCACAGAUCUUCUUCUCCCUCGGGCCCGGCUUCGGGACACUCCUGGCCUUGUCCAGCUACAACAAAUUCAACAACAACUGCUACCGGGAUGCGUUGGUGACGAGCAGCAUCAACUGUCUGACCAGCUUCCUGGCCGGAUUUGUCAUAUUCUCGGUGCUUGGCUACAUGGCCCACGUGCAGGAUAAAUCCAUCGAAGACGUCGGACUGGAGGGACCGGGUCUGGUGUUUAUCGUCUAUCCGGAAGCAAUUGCCAUGAUGAAGGGUUCGAUAUUUUGGUCGAUAAUUUUCUUCCUGAUGUUGAUCACACUGGGACUGGAUAGUACUUUCGGAGGGUUGGAAGCGAUGAUUACGGCACUGUGCGAUGAGUACCCGAGAGCGUUAGGACGGCGGCGGGAGCUGUUUGUUUUGCUACUGCUGGUACUGAUCUACAUCUGUGCGCUGCCAACGAUGACCUAUGGAGGUGUUUAUCUGGUCAACUUCUUGAACGUUUACGGUCCUGGAUUAGCGAUACUGUUCGUCGUGUUCGUCGAAGCGGCCGGUGUGUUCUGGUUCUACGGAGUGGAAAACUUUUCCUCCGACAUUGAACAGAUGCUUGGCAAGAAACCGUCACUUUUCUGGCGCAUCUGUUGGAAGUACAUCAGUCCGACAUUUUUGUUUUGCAUACUGAUUUUCUCGUUGCUGGGAUAUGAAGGCAUGCUGGAAGGCGAGUAUAAAUACCCCGAAUGGAGCGUUGCUGCCGGUUGGGUACUGACACUGUCCUCGGUGCUAUGUAUCCCGCUGUACGUAAUCUACAAAUUUAUGAAGAGUCACGGAAGUUUCACUAGCCGUCUGCGUCAGACAUUUAAACCGGAACCGCUGAUACCGACGGUCGUUCCCGGGCAAAUCUACACCGGAACUGCCGUCUGACAUGAUUGCCCACCUGCUGCCGGUGAACGUCGACAGACUUCACAACAACAACAACAACAAAAACAACCAACUAAUUGUUGCCAUAGUAGCAGCCGCAGCUGCUGCUGCUGCUAUUGUUGCUUUGAUCGUAUCGAUUCACCAACGAACUGUAGCUGUUCCCCAAAACACUGCAACUACUACUACAACUACUACUACAACUAUGAGGAUCCGUCUAGCGAGUGUCCUACCUACAGUGAACAUCGUUCGUUUAGCGAUUCCACCGCUGUUGAUAACGAUAAUAAUCAUGCUGCUAAGCUUAGAGUUGAUCUGCUAUUAGAUGUCGACGCCGCCAACUGCAACUGCAAGAAACCUGUUAGUGAUGUUAGUGAUAAUAAUAAUGGUACUUACUACAGCUCCAGACGAAGCGGUAACAGUAUUAGCUACACCGCCGGACAAUAUCCGGCAUUCCGAACGAAGAAACUGUCGUUUCCGUUGGCCACGGAGUGGCUCGUUUGAUUCGAUAUAUGCCAAAGAGUUUAUAUCUCAUUUUACGGAGACUUCCGAUUUUUCUAGAAAUAGAUGCCAAUUACUACUACUCGAACUCGUUUUACACCUGUUACCUUUGUUACUUAGGCUGAGCAUUUAUUAGAAUCAAUAGUUAUAUCGAUAAGGGAGAUUCGUGCGACCGAACCACCGCAGAGACAGCCAUUUUGCGAUGGUUUGGAUCUCGUUACGGACUUUCCUCACUCCUCAAGUUUAUUACCUCGCUCGGUUUCGUUGCACAUCUACUUGGAAACGUGUUUGUUGUGCAUAUAUUGUGUACAAGUUAGCUGUUGAGUACCAUUUCAUAUUACAUACAGCAAGUAGCGAUAGUUUUUUGUUAGGCAAAUAACGAAUUGGAUGUGUUAAUGGUAUACAUUUUAUAAGUCUACAAAAAGUUAGUCGGAUAGUGUUCUAUAGAAGAGAUAUAUAUUUAGCCACAAGCCGUAGUUUAAUCAAAGUCGUUAGUGUGUUUAUAGAAUGUACUUAAGAAACUCUAUAGACUUAAAAUCUAAUAUUUUGUAUAGUUAGUAAGAACGCAAAGCCUGUACAACGCAUUUAAGUAAUGUUUUUUUAAGGUCUUCUACUGGAUUCGGAAAGGGCUCGAACUGAUGAUUAGAUGAUAUUAUAUUUGUGUUCAAGCUGCAACCAGCCAUUUGUAGCUUGAACACUGAAUUGCUAACCUGCAAAUGCCGGAUAUGCAUACUAGUAGGGGGAUUAGCGUUAUCGGUUCGGACUCUUCUGAUUUUUCGGACAAUAAAAAAGACUUAAGUUUGAUUU